Canis lupus familiaris (dog) is the source of this 4518-nucleotide messenger RNA. It is a transcript of the gene BNC1, whose product is annotated as basonuclin 1. The coding region runs from base 60 to 2957 and encodes 965 amino acids. The record is from RefSeq and is a predicted model, not a curated record. Gene Ontology annotation, biological process: regulation of transcription by RNA polymerase I. The transcript has 5 exons. Lineage: Eukaryota; Metazoa; Chordata; Mammalia; Carnivora; Canidae. Gene Ontology annotation, cellular component: nucleus.
GCGGGGCGGCCCGGGCCGGGGACACGCGCCGGUAGCCCGGGCGCCGCAGCGGCCGCAGGAUGGCCGAGGCUAUCAGCUGCAGUCUGAACUGCAGUUGCCAAAGCUUCAAACCGGGAAAGAUAAACCACCGUCAGUGUGAGCAGUGCAGACAUGGAUGGGUGGCCCACGCCCUGAGCAAGCUGAGGAUCCCCGCCGUGUAUCCCACAAGCCAGGUGGAGAUUGUCCAGUCCAACGUGGUGUUUGAUAUCAGCAGCCUCAUGCUCUACGGGACCCAGGCCAUCCCUGUUCGCCUGAAAAUCCUAUUGGACCGGCUCUUCAGUGUAUUGAAGCAAGAUGAGGUCCUCCAGAUCCUCCAUGCCUUGGACUGGACCCUGCAGGAUUAUAUCCGGGGAUAUGUGCUGCAGGAUGCAUCGGGAAAGGUGCUAGAUCACUGGAGCAUCAUGACCAGUGAGGAAGAGGUGGCCACCCUGCAGCAGUUCCUUCGUUUUGGAGAGACCAAGUCCAUAGUUGAGCUCAUGGCAAUCCAAGAGAAAGAGGAGCAGUCCAUCAUCAUCCCACCGGCCACAGCGAACGUGGACAUCAGGUCUUUCAUCGAGAGCUGCAGCCACAGGAGUGCCAGCCUCCCUACUCCUGUGGACAAGGGCACCCCCGGCAGCCUGCACCCCUUUGAGAACCUCAUAAACAACAUGACUUUCAUGCUGCCUUUCCAGUUCUUCAAUCCCAUGCCUCCCACGCUGAUAGGAUCGCUGCCUGAGCAAUAUGUGCUGGAGCAGGCGCAGGACCAAAGUCAGGACCCCAAACAGGAAAUCCAUGGCCCUUUCCCCAGCAGCAGCUUCUUAACUUCCAGCUCCACCUCAUUUCAGACUGAAAAGGAGCCAUGUCUAAACUGUCCAGACACGAUUACUAAAAAGGAAGACAGCUCCCACUUAAGUGACUCCAGCUCAUACAACAUCGUCACCAAGCUUGAGAGGACACAGUUGUCCCCCGAGGCCAAGGUGAAGUCAGAGAGGAACAGCCUGGGUCCAAAGAAGGGCCGAGUAUUCUGCACGGCGUGUGAGAAGACCUUCUAUGACAAGGGCACGCUCAAGAUCCACUACAACGCUGUCCACCUGAAGAUCAAGCACAAGUGCACCAUCGAGGGGUGCAACAUGGUGUUCAGCUCUCUGCGGAGCCGGAACCGCCACAGCGCCAACCCCAACCCGCGGCUGCACAUGCCCAUGAACAGAAACAGCAGGGACAAGGAUCUCAGGAACAGCCUGACCCUGGCUGCCUCGGACAGCUACGAGCGCCCCGGCUUCGCGGUGACCUCUCCGGACUGCAGGCCUCUGCCAGGCUACGCUGCUCCGGGGGACGGUGCCACCGGGGGCCAGCCAGCCUUCCCGAGCAUCGGCCAAAAUGGAGUACUGUUCCCCAACCUGAAGACCGUGCAGCCGGUCCUUCCUUUCUACCGCAGUCCAGCCACUCCGGCCGAGCUAGCCAACACCCCCGGGGGGCUGCCUUCUCUCCCUCUCUUGUCCUCUUCAAUCCCAGAACAGCUGGUUUCCAGCGAAGGGCCAUUUGAGGCCCUUCCCAAGAAGAAAUCCCGCAAGUCCAGCAUGCCCAUCAAAAUCGAGAAGGAGACCGUGGGAAUAAUUAACGACAAGAGGCAUGCUCUCAGCUCAGAUGAGGAUGUGCCCCUGCAGGUGGCCAGCGAAGACGAGCCGGAGGCCUGCAGUCCUCGGUCAGACAGGCCACCCGAGGAGCGGCACGCACAGGCAGGAGGCCCCGGGAGACCCCUCCCGGCAGGGGACAGGGUCUGCCGCCUAGAAUCAGGGAUCGAGUUGAGCAGAGCCAUCUGCAGGACCCCUGAGCAGGCCACGCAGCACUCAGAGAGGGAGGCUGAGCAGAAGGCAGCAGUGACCGCAGUGCCCAGGGAGAUCGAGAGUGGUGGCCGUGAGCUUCAGCUCACACCUGGGCCAGAGCCAUGUGUCCCCUUUCCUGACUACAUCAAACUUCAGCAGCGCCUGCUGGCCGGUGGGCUCCUCAGUGCUCUGUCCAACAGAGGGAUGGCUUUUCCUUGUUUCGAUGAUUCUCAAGGGCUGGACCACAUGGGUCAGCACACGUUGGGAAGGCAGAAGGAAGAGAAUCGCUUCCAGUGUGACAUCUGUAAGAAGACAUUUAAGAACGCUUGCGGUGUGAAAAUGCACCACAAGAACAUGCAUGCCAAAGAAACGCACGUGUGCACGGUGGAGGGCUGUAAAGCCACCUUCCCUUCUCGCAGGAGCAGAGACAGACACAGUUCAAACCUAAACCUCCACCAAAAAGUGUUGACCCAAGAAGCACUGGAGAGCACCGAAGACCAUUUCCGUGCAGCUUACCUUCUGAAAGAUGUGGCAAAGGAGACCUACCCGGAUGUGGCUUUCACUCAGCAAGCCUCCCAGACAUCUGUCAUCUUCAAGGGAACGAGUCGGAUGGGCAGUCUGGUUUACCCAAUCGCCCAGGUCCACAGCGCCGGCCUGGAGAACUACAACUCUGGUCCGCCAAGUGAGGGCACCAUCUUGGAUCUGAGCACUACCUCAAGUGUGAAGUCAGAGAGCAGCAGCCACUCCUCUUGGGACUCAGACGGGGCGAGUGAGGAGGGCACCGUGCUCAUGGAGGACAGUGAUGGGAACUGUGAUGGGCAGAGCUUUGUCCCCGGGGAAGAUGAGUACCCCAUCUGUGUCCUCAUGGAGAAGGCUGACCAGAGCCUUGCCAGCUUGCCUUCUGGAUUACCCAUAACGUGUCACCUCUGCCAAAAGACGUACAGUAAUAAAGGGACCUUCAGGGCUCACUACAAAACUGUGCAUCUCCGCCAGCUUCACAAAUGCAAAGUUCCGGGCUGCAACACCAUGUUCUCAUCCGUUCGCAGUCGAAACAGACACAGCCAGAAUCCCAACCUGCACAAAAGCCUGGCCUCCUCUCCCAGUCAUCUACAGUAAUAUGAUGGUGGCCCAAGCACACUAGGAUAAGUGUUCACCACAGUUCAGGAAUAGUCCAAAGAAAGGUCUCUAAUUUUGUUCAUUAGCACCCUUGAGGCAAGCCAGGCAAAACAUCUUUGGGUUAACUUGAUAGUCUCGUGUGGCAAGGUUGAGCAGAAGACAAGCCUUGUUGGAAGUCAACUUUGGGGCAGUCCUUCCUAUUAUUUUUCUUAGUCUAAGGGGUUUUUUCCCCUGACAUAACAAAAACUCACAGAAACACGGUUUUUCCCACAUUUGUUUACACAUUCCCUGGAAUUGUUCCGGGGCUGCAGAUGGACGAUGGGGCCCAGGACCUUGGGGCAGCUUGACGUAGGCCUGCAGUGUGAAGGGUCAGGGGAGCGCCCUGGAGAAGCAGACUGCCAGCACGGGUGAGGAGCCAGUCCCAAAUAUCACAUUUUUCAAUUCCUGCUUUUAAUGAGUCUGAAAUCCAGACUCGGGUUUGGGAAAGUGACUUUUUGAGACUGUUUUGCCUCUGUGGAGUGGAGAAUUGCUUUUAUUUUUUUUUUCCCCCUUCAGAGGUCUGGUGGACCUCUAGGAGUUCCCAGAAGAAGCAGGUGGGCUUCCAGCACAUAGGAACCAGGAUGUUACCAAUGCUGUCUGUUCCCGCUGGGUAGCGGGAGAGAUUUCAUGCACUUAAACAUAGCAGUCUUCAAUUUAAUUUAAAAUAGUUUUGAUAAUAUUUAAUUUGUGUUUGUUACAUGAGUAGUUGGGGUGAGUGCAGAUGUGUCACAGUGUGACCUCUGGGUCUCUGCUGGAGAGCAGAUCAAGGGUCAGCCUGAACUUCAGAACGCUGUCUAUGUCCAUUCAGUGAACCUCAGAGUCUGGUCAUUUCAGUCCCCUGUGGUUGGAGUGCAGGCGUGAUCGUGGCAGGACAUUUGUAAAUACUCGGCUGAAGCAUCUAGAGAAUGUGGCUCUGACCGUCGGGUAUCUUCAGAAUCACUGGGUCCCUCAGUCCUCAUCCUUUUAUACACGUGUAAGGUUAGGAUAAACUUUCCAAGUUACACGAUAGAAGAAUAAUAGGGCGUUACUGCUAUACUGUACGUCUUAAUAUUUAACUUAUUCUGAAAUGUACCCCACACCAUUGUACACAUUUGCUGUUUGUAGAAAGGAAGUUUCAUCGGUCCUGUAAAAAGAGACCAUCUCUUGAAAUUUGGCAUUUAUGGUACUCGGAAAGCCUGUGGCAGGGAGAGAGAAAUUGGCUUUGUAUUAAGACUUCAGGUUCACCUUCUUUUAAACUUACAGUUAAAGUAAUGAAAAACACCCUCAAAGAGAAUCGGAGGUUAUAUGAGAGAGAUUAUCCUCCGCAAAUGCUGACAACCUGUUGUGGAUUGUUUCAACAUUUUUUAAAAAAUAAAUGUGACAACCCUUGGUCUCUGCUUAAAGUGAGAUGUAUCUUUCCACUGUUUUGUUACUCAGCUGUUUAUUAUUCCAGUUUCCCCCAAAGUAGCACAAUUUGUAUACAAAUGAGUUUUCUAUGACUUAAUAAAAAUGUAUGCCACACGUUUUUGUUUAAAAAGGCAAA